CUUCCACUUUCGACUAUGAGUGGCCUUGCGCCCGACAGUGUGCAAGCCGGAGACGGGUGCGCCCGACAGUGUGCAGGGUGUGCACAGUGUGGGGCGGCGUCAGCUGAUGAGGACAACAAGGCAGGUAAUAAAUUACAUCCCACAUGUGGCUCGGUGAUGCGUGGACAGAUGUACGCAGUAAUGUCUGGGCUAUUGGCUGCACUGGCAAGCCUUUGUGGGAAGUAUGCUAUGGCCAGUACAGAAGCUCAAGAUCUUUGUGAAAGUGCCCUUCUCAUGUUUCAUAAAGAGGAAAAGAUUACAGAUAUAAACAAUAUCAUCAAGAUAUGUGAUCAGUAUGCUGCAGUGCUGAGGGUGUUAUUCUUUGCCUUAAUGGUUGGUGUAAAUUGUGUCAUGUGGACUACCUUUACCAAAGCUCUUCGCUUUUCCACUACUUCUUUAGAGGCCACCAUCACCAAUACAGCAGCUAACUUCUUUUUUACGGCCAUUCUAGGUCAGGUGUUAUUUGGUGAGGUUGUUAGAAGCCUUUGGUGGAUGGGGACUGUUUUGAUCAUCAGCGGACUCUUACUUAUGCACCAUGCCAGCAAUAUUCCACCCCGCAAACCGGGCACCAGACCAAAAACCCACUAGAUCUCUUAUGAUGAGGCAUAUAUUUUUUCUAGACACCUUUUGCUUCCUAUGGUUAAUUCAAUUCUGAGUAUCAAAUAUAGCUGAUUCACAAUGGGUAUACAGGUACUUGCUUUAGUAAUGUGUAAAUAGAAUAUUUUGUGCAGGAAGAUAAUCAGAAAAAUACCUUUAGUCGGUUGCCAGUAUAUUACUGUAAUGUCCAAAUAAUCAUCUGUUCUGUUUGAUUGGCAUUAUCAGUCAAAAUAUAACCACAAAUUAAUAAUUUGAGUAAAAUACUGUAUUAUUUUUUCUUUGUUAUUGGUUUAUGAGACUCCAAUUUAUUGACCGAUUUCU
Procambarus clarkii (red swamp crayfish) is the source of this 957-nucleotide messenger RNA. Its product is annotated as transmembrane protein 42. The record is from RefSeq and is a predicted model, not a curated record. Lineage: Eukaryota; Metazoa; Arthropoda; Malacostraca; Decapoda; Cambaridae.